Messenger RNA from Ostertagia ostertagi, 999 nucleotides. The record is from the annotation of a GenBank genome assembly. NCBI's taxonomy places the organism in Eukaryota, Metazoa, Nematoda, Chromadorea, Rhabditida, Trichostrongylidae.
AUGUUAUGGAAUCAGCCACAAGCCGUUCAUGGCGUUGAAGAAGCGGAUGUACCGCAAUUUACCAUUACCGGUUACCAGACCGAAGACCGUGUGGUGAGCACGGCUACAGGAUCUUAUCAGCGGCUGUCGCUAGUGUUCCAACUACAACGUUCUGUUGGCUAUUUCAUCUUUCAAACAUAUCUACCUUGUGUUUUGAUCGUAAUGCUCUCAUGGGUCUCUUUCUGGAUCAAUCACGAGGCAACCAGUGCCCGUGUGGCACUGGGCAUCACCACUGUGCUCACUAUGACAACGAUCUCUACAGGUGUACGCCAGUCACUGCCUCGAAUCAGUUAUGUGAAAAGCAUCGAUGUGUAUCUGGUAGGUGAUCUGUCGUUUUUGGUCUCGUAUUACGCCUGCUUUGCUGGAGUACGCCGGCUCUUAACUACUCGUAUUGGCGGACGUACGAUCCGUGGUGGUGGUGAAGAAGGGUGGCCAGUAUGCAAUGCUAAUAAGGACGACCGUGAAAGCGCUGUCAACAUAAAGGAGUGGGGCGUACCAACCAGUCUGAUCAAUGAACUCAGGCAGUCCACUUCCGAUCCACGCACACACGAUUUGAAUUCGAGCGGUGUUGGUGGAGAUGCUCCUGUACCUCUUUCUUCUGCCACAAGAAAAAAGCGGCAGUCAAGUCCGAUACCGUCCCUUUGCCCAUCUGGACCAAAUGGCAUCGACGACGGUGACGACUCACCAGAAUAUCCCCGAUAUGCCUCAACCGUUCAGGGAAUGAGGGCUAGACCAUCCCUAUCUGCCAGGACGAGACAACGACUUCGCUCGACAAGGAUGAGGGCGCAGAGUAUGUCAGUGUCGCUGCAUCGGAUGGGCGUACGAGCUCGAAAAGCGCUGCCACGUGUUCGAAUCCGAGAUGUGAACGUGAUUGAUAAGUAUUCGCGGACCGUCUUUCCGAUUUGUUUCGUGAUUUUCAACGUUUUCUACUGGGGUUACUAUUCCAUCAUACAGCUGUAA